AUGGCUCUUCUCUUCCUCAAGCAGAAGCUGUUCCCCACACAGCAAUCCAACAAGCUCUCCAAUAAACCCCUCCUCGCCCGCACCGAUGACGACGAUACCCUCCGCGGCGGCGACUCAGAUCAGGACAUUGAAUCGCAACGCUCAUACGACACUUUUGGCCGAUGCAUCAGCCGUGACGAUUCCACCCACAGCGGUGGCAGCAACAGCAGCUCUCGGUCGCGCGUCGACCCGCGCAUCAUCUCCGAUGCCAUUCUCGGUCUUUCCGACGGCUUGACCGUGCCUUUUGCUCUGAGUGCGGGUCUUUCUGCGCUGGGCAAUACCAAGGUUGUUGUGUUGGGUGGUCUCGCUGAAUUGGCUGCGGGUGCAAUCUCCAUGGGACUUGGUGGAUAUGUGGGAGCAAAGAGUGAAGCCGAAUCAUAUCAAGCCACAGUCCGCGAAACACAGGCGCUAAUCAAGUCUGAUUCACAAGAGACCCAAGCCAUGGUGCGCGAGACUUUUGCUCCCUACGGCCUGUCGUUGACAGCCAUCGAAGACAUCACACGGGACCUGCAUGUUUCGCAGGAUCGAUUGCUCGAGUUCUUGCUGGCUUUCCACCACCGUGAAUCGGAGCCCGACUGCAACCAGGCCUGGAUCUCGGCUCUCACCUUAGCUCUGGGUUACUUUGUUGGUGGAUUCAUCCCGCUAAUCCCGUACUUCAUUGUGUCGCAAGUCAUUACCGCCUUGUACUGGAGUAUCGGUGUGAUGGGUGUGACCCUGUUUGUUUUCGGAUACAUCAAGACUUGCGUUGUCCGUGGAUGGCGCGGACACGACAAUAUCGUUGCUGGUAUCUGGGGUGGUGUGCAGAUGUGCUUCGUCGGUGGUGUUGCUGCCGGCGCAGCGAUUGCUCUGGUGCGCCUGAUUGACACGGGUAAUGUUUAA
Molecule: messenger RNA, 918 nt
Organism: Penicillium argentinense
Lineage: Eukaryota; Fungi; Ascomycota; Eurotiomycetes; Eurotiales; Aspergillaceae
Product: VIT1/CCC1 transporter family protein
Exons: 3
Coding region: 1-918 (305 amino acids)
Biological process (GO): intracellular manganese ion homeostasis
Cellular component (GO): fungal-type vacuole membrane
Molecular function (GO): manganese ion transmembrane transporter activity; iron ion transmembrane transporter activity
Source: RefSeq, a predicted model, not a curated record